UAGAUCGUUGGAGACGAGGUUGCUCAUUGCAUUCCGCACGAUUUAUAUUUUCAAUUUGCAAUGUGUGGGUGCUAUUGAUCGAGCGACACCGCGACCUAGCUUCAAAUCACGCCUGUGCUGCCCCGACCGAUAUACCGUACCGUACCGCUGUAUUGCAGUACAGUGUAGUGGCAGCUAGCUCUAGGAGGUACCAGAGAAAGACGUAGAGACUAGAGUGACUUUGCUAAAAAAUGAACCGCUUGAGUGAGGUAGUUUUUCCUGUAAGUCGAGCAGUAGGAGAGGACGAUGAUUCUGAUGAGGAGAGUCAGAGGCUUGUAAACCCUGAUUUGGCUCCUGUGUUUAGAUGGGACGAGAAGCUCCUCAAUGGUGCUAAAAAGCUGGAGUGUAAAUGUCUUCUGAUUGCAAUAGGCCCAGUUGCAACAGGUUUUGUUGACAGUCUGUUUGGUCCUGAUGAGAGGGAGAUGCUGUGCAAUAUUUCAUGUGGAGGGAGUGAUGCACAAUCUCAUACUAGGGAACAAACAGCUCCCUCUGAUUCAUCAGCUUUUGUCUGGAGACGGAAGGGGAGGCCAGAGCUAGCGUUGUGUCAAUGCCAGCAGCCUGUCUCAAGCCAACAAACAUAUUCAUGGGUGCAACAGCUCUUUUCCACCGCCGCGCCCUCCACCGUGAUCAUCCUGGACAGCCAUAGAGUAGGAGAGCUGAAGACGGAUUUAGAUCUUCUCUCCAGAGGAGAUAGUUUUCCGUUGUACUCCCUCCGAUCAUCGUCUCUGACCGCUCAGGCGUGCUGUCCGUACCUAGAGCCUCCCAAUACUGUGGGUGGACUAGGAGCAGAGGUUUUGACGUACUGUGAAGUAAGCCGAUUACCAGGGGUGCUGUACGUCACAUUUGUAUCUGAUAGAGAACCGUUGGCUCUUCUUAUUGCAUCCUUUAUGCCUCUACUGUCUUGCUCUAUUCUUCAGCCAUACAUAAAGGACGUAUCUCAACAACUUGCAGCUGAGCAGAAGCAGUUGACAUCUUUCAUGAAAGACACAGGAUCACUCUACACCUGAUAUCAAUGGAUCCUAUACCAGUCAAACACCAGUACAUGACAGGGUGCUACUAACCCACUUGCCAAGGGCAAUCUAAAAUGG
This is a messenger RNA of Strongylocentrotus purpuratus (purple sea urchin), 1127 nucleotides long. RefSeq names its product proteasome assembly chaperone 1 (gene psmg1). Gene Ontology annotation, molecular function: proteasome binding. NCBI's taxonomy places the organism in Eukaryota, Metazoa, Echinodermata, Echinoidea, Camarodonta, Strongylocentrotidae. Gene Ontology annotation, cellular component: endoplasmic reticulum. Gene Ontology annotation, biological process: proteasome core complex assembly. The record is from RefSeq and is a predicted model, not a curated record. Bases 231 to 1046 code for a protein of 271 amino acids. The transcript is spliced from 7 exons.